Molecule: messenger RNA, 1987 nt
Organism: Tripterygium wilfordii
Lineage: Eukaryota; Viridiplantae; Streptophyta; Magnoliopsida; Celastrales; Celastraceae
Product: aspartic proteinase 39-like
Exons: 10
Coding region: 254-1747 (497 amino acids)
Biological process (GO): proteolysis
Molecular function (GO): aspartic-type endopeptidase activity
Source: RefSeq, a predicted model, not a curated record
GUUUUUGAAUUACCUGGAACUCUCGUCUUUUGGUUUUGAGUUCCAUUCAGCUUCUCCUCUCUCUACAAACUAUUUUGUUUCCUUGACAACUCAAUCUCUCUGUCUCUAUUGAUUCUGUGUAUCCACCUUGAAUAUACAAUUUUUGUAUCCGUUAAAUGUUUUCGUUCUAAUUUUGAUCUAAUCGUUUGGUGCUUGAUUUGUUUGAUAUAGACAGCUUCGUUUUGUAUUGAUUUAUACAUAAAUUUAACCAAUAAUGGCGGCGGGUUUUCCCGCGAAAAUCGCUCUAGCCGCCUUGCUUUUGCCGGUGGUGGUGGUGCUCUGCGAUUUUCCGGCCACUUUGACUCUUGAGAGGGGUAUCCCGCCGAGCCACAAAGUCGAGAUGAGUCUACUCAGAGACUGGGAUAGAGUCAGGCAUGGAAGAAUGUUGCAGUCCUCAAGUGGGGUCGUCGAUUUUCAGGUCCAGGGUACCUUCGAUCCGUUCUCCGUCGGACUCUAUUAUACAAAAGUGCAAUUGGGUUCUCCUCCGAGGGAAUAUCAUGUGCAGAUUGAUACUGGAAGUGAUGUCUUGUGGGUUGGUUGCAUUUCCUGCAAUGGCUGUCCUCAGAGCAGUGGACUCCAAAUUCAGCUGGAUUUCUUUGAUCCUGGGAGCUCAUCAACUGCUUCAUUGAUAUCUUGUUCAGACCAGAGAUGCAGCGUAGGAGUUCAGUCAUCAGAUUCUUUGUGUUCUGCUCAAACCAACCAGUGCAGUUACACUUUUCAGUAUGGAGAUGGCAGUAGUACAUCAGGCUAUUACGUAUCAGAUUUGCUAUAUUUUGAUACAAUUGUAGGGAAUACUUUGACUACUAAUUCUUCGGCUCAGAUAGUGUUUGGGUGUAGCAUCUUACAAACUGCUGACUUGACAAAAUCAGAUAGAGCAGUUGAUGGGAUCUUUGGGUUUGGUCAACAGGAAAUGUCUGUCAUUUCACAACUAUCUUCACAAGGACUAGCACCAAAAGUGUUUUCCCACUGCUUGAAAGGAGAUGAUAAUGGUGGAGGAAUAUUGGUUCUUGGCGAGAUUGUGGAGCCUAAUAUAGUCUAUACUCCACUUGUCCCAUCGCAGCCUCACUACAAUCUAAAUCUUCAGAGCAUUUCUGUCAAUGGUCAAGUGUUGCCAAUAGAUCCCUCAGUGUUUGCAACAUCAAGCGAUCAAGGAACCAUAAUUGAUUCUGGGACUACUUUGGCAUACUUUGUUGAGGCUGCCUAUGAUCCUCUUGUUAAUGCUGUCACUGCUGCUGUUUCUCAGUCUGUACGCUCUGUUCUUUCCAAGGGGAACCAGUGUUAUUUGACAUCUUCCAGGGUUACAGACAUAUUUCCUCAAGUUAGCCUGAACUUUGCUGGCAGCGCAUCUAUGUUACUAAGUCCUCAGGACUACCUUAUACAGCAGAACUCUCUUGGUGGAGCCGAAGUGUGGUGCAUUGGCUUUCAGAAAUUUCAGGGUCAAGGGAUGACAAUUUUGGGAGAUCUUGUUCUGAAGGAUAAAAUUUUUGUAUAUGAUCUAGCUAAUCAGCGGGUUGGAUGGGCUAGUUAUGAUUGUUCAAUGUCGGUGAAUGUCUCUGCAACGACUAGUACUGGCAAAAGCGAAUAUGUCAAUGCAGGACAGUUGAAUGAUAACAGCUCGCCCGAGAAUGUACCAAACAAACUAAUUCCAACCAUUAUAAUCGCUUUUCUCUUGCACACAUGUAUACUUAGGAGUUUCCUGUUCUUGUAGCAUAGGGUCGGAGAUACUUGGGACUUUUUUUGAUUUGCUGUAUAUUCCUUUCCCAGUUUAUAUUUAUAGCAAUCGGCAGGACUAUUUUAUCAUUAUUUUCGUUGCAAGAGUAGAUACUUGGUGUGCAAUAGGCUACAUAUGCCUGUACUGUAUCAGGUUCUUUUCUGAAUAUAAGUGAAUCGCAUUCCUGUAUUCAGGAUUUCCCUUAAUUUAGCCAGCAUUAUACAUUCAUAGGGACCA